Messenger RNA from Fusarium coffeatum, 2730 nucleotides. RefSeq lists its product as uncharacterized. The transcript has 5 exons. The record is from RefSeq and is a predicted model, not a curated record. Gene Ontology annotation, molecular function: zinc ion binding; DNA-binding transcription factor activity, RNA polymerase II-specific; RNA polymerase II cis-regulatory region sequence-specific DNA binding. Gene Ontology annotation, biological process: DNA-templated transcription; positive regulation of transcription from RNA polymerase II promoter by galactose. Gene Ontology annotation, cellular component: nucleus. Bases 1 to 2730 code for a protein of 909 amino acids. Lineage: Eukaryota; Fungi; Ascomycota; Sordariomycetes; Hypocreales; Nectriaceae.
AUGGAAGGGGAUGUUGACGACGGCGGAGUUCAAGUUGUUGAAGCCGAUGAUUUCCAGGGUCGGAGUGUGGGUUCCGCUCCUUCCAUUGCGGAAUAUUCGGGUCACGUGGGAUCACCUCUAGGCCAUCAUUAUCCUGGCAAUAACGACGGUCAAGGUGGCACCUGGCGUUGGCGUAGGCGCAGUUCUCAGCGCCCGGUGCAAGUUCCAGCCGUACCAGCCGUACGGGGCCAAGGUCAAGGCCAAGGACUAGGCCCAGUUGCUGUAGCCCCAGAUUCGAUACCUUUCGCCCAAUUCGCGUCACCAUUAGCAGUUCGCGCUCACAAUCACAUCCACCCUCAUUCUCAUCCUCAAACGCACCUUCAGUCUCAGGCUUAUACUCAUCCUCAGACACCAAUCACACACCACAUUCAACUCCCCUUACACAAUCAGCAGAUACUUUUCUCUCAUCAUUCACAUCCUCAAUCGCCCCUUGCCGGAAAUCCCGCCCCAGUCAAUGGCCAUUUUGGCGCAAUGGAGCAGAUUGAGACACAAGCAAGCGACUUGCGAUUCCUUACCCAAGUACCGGUUUUGAAUCCUACUUCAAGCCCGUCUCUCGGCCCCGGUUCCGGCGCCGGACGAGGUGGAACUCCUGCCCGGACCCCCGGAAGCGCCGUAGGAGCAUCUGCGGGUGCAGCUGUUGCUUACGAGAAUCAACCAAGCCCAAGUUCCGCCUCUGUCGGGGACAAUUCCGCCCACGGUGCGACAACGAAUCGGUGCGGCAACCUCAACCUCGCUUGCCUGUAUGCGCCCAACUGCUGUUCCGGAAACUUCAAAGAAUCAGACGAGUUCAAGCAGAUGACAGCGCAGCUUGGCCGGCUUCAAGAAGAGGUUGGUUGGCUGCACCAGACAGUCAAGACCAUGCAGACCGAACCUGCACGUUUCUCUUCGGGUGGCGAUCGAGUAAUGUCACAUGGUCAUGGCACGCCAACAAUUGCGCCUUCACCGUCCCAUAGCUCCGCUUCGUUCAAUCGUAAUGAUGGUUCAAAGUAUGGUUCUUUCCGUGGCCCUACGAGCAUGGCCUUUAGUCUGGAUGUUGCCAACAACACCAUCAACAACAUGGGGUACAAGGGUAUCUCUGACGAAGAGAACGUACAUAUGAAUGAAGGAGCGGGCACGAUGUCCUCACGCCCAGGAGAUCCCCUCCACGAAUUCGAUAAGGACGAGAUGGUCCGUCUGUGCCGCUUGCACGAGGAAGAGAUCGGCAUCAUGUAUCCGGUGCUGAAUAUCCAAACUGUCAUAUCUCAUGCCAAGGGUCUAUCGACUUAUCUCGAAUCAGUCCGACAACAAAAUCCCCGAGAGCUUAUCAAUGACGACAAAACUCUACAACUUAAGAUUAUCAUGUGCUGUGCGCUAGUGGUAGAAGACCACGGACAUAGCGAUAAGGCAAUUCGCUUGUUCGACAGCAUGGAGACAGUACUUAACCGAAAGCUCAUGGCUGAAGCUGCUGAUGUCGGAACGCUACCAAUAUUGGCCCUUGUCGCUGGCUACCGAUUCCUGUCCAACGACGAAAUUCUGGCGUGGCGCGUUAUGGGUCACGUUGCCAGGUUAUGCUUGGAGCUUGGUAUCCAUCAGAGAACGGGUCUGAUGAGGAUCCAGGAUGAAGAGGAGCGAAAGAAUGCUCUGGUUAGCUUCUGGUCAGCCUAUGUCCUAGACAGAAGGUGGGCUUUUGCAACCGGACUUCCUUUCGUCGUUCAAGAUGAGGAGAUUGAUUCACAGCUCCCGUUCCCUGAGGAAUACCCAUACCUCGUCGCCAUGAUCACCUACUCCCGUAUAGGCGCAAAGGUGUGGCGGCAGGUCGCUCAUUUCGGUCCAAUCCUUGCCCGUGAUGUAAGGUCCGAGGAGCUGGAAAACGUUGACCAAGAGCUGCUGCAGUGGUAUGAGCAGAUUCCCGAAGAGGUUAAAGUCCGCAACUGGGACAAAGAGAAGCACAUUACCUCAACGCCAUCCUAUAAUCUCCAACGGUUGCGAAUCUGGACAUAUUUGCGUUUGAAUCAAAUGCGAAUCUGGCUUUACACACCUGUCCUGCAUAGCGCUACAAGCAUCAUGGCGCACCCUGCGCAGUCAGAGCGCGUUGUCGACAUUGCAAAAGACACCAUCCGCUACCUCAGCCAUUUAAAUAACACGACCAACCUGUACAGGCGUGUGCAGGUCUUUUAUCACCAAUUUCUUACAUCAGCCAUUGCCGUCGUCUUCCUCGCGUCCGUCCAUGCUCCGGUACGCUUCAGUUCUAAUUGUCGCGAAGAAUUCUAUAUGGCCCUGGAACUAGUCAAGGACCUAUCUGCCAAGAGUUGGGCAUCACAGAGGCUAUGGAGGACAAUCCGCUCGCUCAAAGAUGUGGCACCACGUUUCGGACUGAACCCCGAAGAUGAUCCUCAGUCGACAGCUGCGUUAGGGAUGAUAGGACUCGCACGAGGUCAUAUGGAUCAACAGCAGGGCUUCCGCAAGCCCUCAGUGCCAGGCCAACAGUCUUCAUCAACAUCAGACUCGGUGGCUCAGAACGGAUCGCGUAUCCAGGCUGAGAUGUCUCGUAUGUUUGAGGGCUAUGUGGGUUUGAACGGCUUCCAGUACAACGAGAACGAAGGCCAAGGGCAGGGCCAAGGACAAACCUCGAACCCGGAGGUAUCUGACCCGCAGAGUGGCAUGUAUGGACUCGAUGGCACCGUCUUCGCACAAUUUAAGGAGAUGUAUUGA